This is a messenger RNA of Sceloporus undulatus (fence lizard), 6037 nucleotides long. RefSeq lists its product as uncharacterized. The record is from RefSeq and is a predicted model, not a curated record. Bases 987 to 2615 code for a protein of 542 amino acids. Lineage: Eukaryota; Metazoa; Chordata; Lepidosauria; Squamata; Phrynosomatidae. Gene Ontology annotation, molecular function: metal ion binding. The transcript has 6 exons.
GGUCCUCCUCCUCCUCCUCCUCAGUCAGGGCUCCAUUUGGCAGGCUGCCUUUGAGAGGGAAAGAGACAGAGACCUCUGAGGCUGAGGAGGAGGAGGAGGCUGGCCAUCCCUACCCCUGGAAGAAGAGAGAGAGAUACAUAUAGAUAUAGAUAUACUGUAUGUGGUAAGAAGGAGAAGGAGGAGAGCAGCAAUGCAGGAACACAGCAGCAGCGACAAAGGAAGAAGAGGGAGGAGGGUUCAGCUUCAGAGAAAAUGGCGACUGGGGGAAUAAAAUGAGGCAGGACGUUUGCACAAUAAAAAUAGGUCUGUCUGGAAGGAGCUCAGGGCACAGAGGGAAAGGUCUUUGAGGAAAGAAGCAGCUCUUCUGUGUUAUUCCUUUAAAAUGUAGAUCAUUUUGGUUUGGGAAGGAGGUUAUUUGUCUUGGGAAACAAGGAGAAAGAGUGGGAUUGAAAAAAUAUGAAGCAGGACGUUUGCACAAUAAAAAGUAUGUCUGUCUGGAAGCAGCUCUGGAUAUAGCAAAAUAUCUUUGAGGAAAGAAGCAGCUCUUGUGUAUUAUUCUUUAAAAUAGAUAUCACUGGUUUGGAUUAUUUGGUUUUGGGAACGGGAAAGGAGAGAGUGAUAUCAAAAAAUAUGAAGCAGGACGUUUGCACAAUAAAAUAUGUCCGUCUGGAAAGAGCGCUGGGCACAAAAAUAAAACAGAAUUGAGGAAAGAAGCAGCCCUUGUUUCUUAUUCUUUUAAAAAUGUAAUAACUGGGUUGGAGUAUUUAGUUUAGGGAUGGGAAAAGGGGGGUGCUAUGAAUAAAAAAGGGGCAGGACGUUUGCACAAUAAAAAUGUCUGUCUGGAAGGACCUCUGUCCACAAAUGGGGAAACAUUGAGCAAAAAGUUGCAGGUCAACACAUGUCUCACCCUCCGCUGAAGCUGUUCCAAGAAAGGAAACAACUAGCCACCAUUUGAAACUAGAGAAAAAAUUAAGGCUGUAGUUCUCAUGCUUCAAGGAGAGGUCGCCAUGGCAUCUGGGGUUCCUGUCAAGGAGCUGAGUCGGGAAGCCACUUGUCUCAUUUGCUUAGAGUACUUCAAAGACACGGUCAUAAUUGAAGCUUGUGGGCACCAUUUCUGCAAAGCUUGCCUCACUCGAUACAAUGGGGAAUGCAGUACGAAGGCUACCUGCCCACAGUGCAGUGGAAGAAUUCAGCAAAGCAACUUCAAGCUAAGCUGGCAGCUGUCAAAUAUAAAUGUUGUUAAACUUGAGGAGGCAGAGAAAACAGAUGGGAUGGUUGUGUGCAAAGAGGAGGAGAUUCCCAUUGCCUUGGGGUAUGACAGGCCGAGGGAGUUUCCGGAUCUUGGCGAGUUUCCUAUGGAUGAGACCUCCCAAGAGCUUAAGAUGAUUGAAAAUGGAAUGGGAGCCACCAUAAGCCGCAAGGGCCGUGGAAUUUCGUGGCGGCACAAAGAAACCUUGGAUCUCCUGGACAUUUGGGGGGAGCAGAAAAUCCAGGACCAGCUCCGCAGCAGCCACCGAAAUAUCGAUUUCUUCGAGUACAUUGCCCAGGAGAUGGCAGUUCGAGGUCAUCGCCGUACUGCCAUAGAAUGCCGUUCCAAGACCAAAGUAAUGCGACUGGAAUAUAAACGUGUGAUUGAUCACAAUUCCAGGCCAGGAAGCAAUAAAGUGACCUGCCCUUUUUACAAGCAGCUGCACCGCAUCCUUCGCGGGGAUGCCAGUGUAACACCCAAGCGGGUUUCACGAAGCCUAAAUCCCAAACAUCAACCAAAUCAGGGGGUUAUACCAGAUCCCCCCACUCUAGAGGAGCACUUCUUACCUGAAGAGCUCAGCAUUAUUAACAUUGGAGAAUAUUUCAAAGACGAAAGCACUGGAAGGUUACUGGAAAGCACAGAAAAUACAAGAGAUGGAAUUAUGUCUGUUAAUGGCACUGAGGAGGAAAUGGUGGAUGCAGGUGAUAACAAUGUUGUACAGACUGAGGAAGAAGGCAGCAAUGGAGUCAGUGGAAAAGAGAUGGAAUCUCAGAGGCCACAAGUAAGCCCUGAGCCUCAGGAACUACCAAACAAUGUGGAACCUCCUGCCACCAGUUCAAAGCCAACACCACCUCCUCCGGCCCGGCUAUCUUUGUUGAGGAACAAGAAGAAGCGGGAAAGGGCCGAGAACAUGUUUAAUCUCUUUCUGGAGCAAGCCAGAGAAGACUCCACCAAAGAGCAAGAGGAGAUGGUGCGUGACAGAGUGAUGUUGGCAAGAUUUUUGAGGGCCUUUGAACAAGAUGCUGCAGAUAGCAGAGAGGAGAGGAGACAGUGCUUGGAGGCUCUGCGUGCAAACUGUGAAGUCCUGCAAGGCAUCGUCAGUGGCUUGAACAAGCUGACCGAUGCUAUUGCCAGCCAACAACUGGCUGGCCCGGGAAACCAGUCGGCAUCUCGGCACCCACUGCUUUCUGCCACGCAUAAGGAGAAUUUGCCGCUCAGUCCCACUCUGGUAGUACGGAGUAGUUUGCCGCAAGAAGCAUUGCCAUCCCACCCUACCAGUUCUACCAGUACUGUACCAAAAAGUGUCCCCCGUAAGCCUCCACCUGUGACUCAUGUUCCGCCUCGUGUUAUGUGUAAUCUUGGGUAACAGAUGGGAGGGAAAACGUCUCCUUUGUACUCUUUUAAAAAGUACUGAAAUGUAGGCUGGGAUAAGAAGCUGAAGAAAAGGAAAGACUUUUGACAGCUGAGUUUUAAUAUAGCAGGGGCCUGGGAUCAUAAGAGAACUACUUCUAGGAGUGGUAGCCUUUGCAAAGAAACAGUUCUGAAGCAUAAGCGUGCCCAUGGUGCUAGGACACAAAUCCCAUUUCACUUAAAAUUGUCUCCUCUCUUUGCAUGCACUGACUAUCAAUGAUUCUCAGUAGAUCCUUCUCUGUUGCUAUUGUUGCAGUAAAGAGGACCAACAUAAUAAGGGAUGAUAGUUCUGAAGGUGGAAGACAAAAUGUGUUGUCCUCCUGAGUGAUGCUGGAAUUUGCCUCCCAUCACCCUAAGCAAACACAGUGAUGAGAAAUAAUGGAAGCUGCAGUCCAGCAUCCAGAAGUAAACAAGUUAACCUAAUUCCUGUUCUAAAUGCCCCCUCACACUCCCAGAAGCAGCUCCCAUGAUGAUCACCGGUCAUUCUCCCCUGUGCACUGUAUGUAAGUGACUGAUUAUGUAUCUCAUACACACAUACAUACUAUGUUUGACAAAGGUAUACAAAUUGCAAGAAAGACAAUUCCCACUAAAAUUCCUCAUGGUAAUAGCUACUUGCCAGUGGAAUGAGCUACCUCAGGAAGUGGUUAACUAUCCUUCAUGGGGUGUUUCCAUGCUGGUUAGGAAGGCAUCUGUUAAAUGCUUUAGCUAUGAAUUUCCUGAGCUGGAAGAACUUUGGGCCUGAUGGCCCUUUGGUGUCCUUGGCAACCAGUGAUAUCAUUUAACUGGUUCACAACUGGUUGUUAAAAUUGUUAGAAGACUCCAAGGCUUAGAGAAGUUUAAAAGGGGAGCCAAGUGAAGUAGAGGAAGAGGAAGAGAUAAGUGGAUACAGGGGAUACAGAGAGGUUAGAGCAUAAGAGGGAGGGAAAGACAAUUCUCUGGAGACAUGGAGAAGACCUAGGGAUGGGGACUGUUUUUUAAUUAUUUUGAAUGGCACUGCUGCUUACAGCUCUACAAUUCCAGGCUUCUAUGGAAGUGGGUAGGAUUUAGCCUUCUAAAUGUUGGGUCCAUUAGGACUAUUUUCACAACUAUGGUUGUGAUAUCCUUCUGGAAGCUUUUCCAUAAAGAGAAUUAAAAUUGAGAAUUUGCAGGGCUGUUGUGGUACUCCACCUAAUGUUGGACCCACAGUUCCCAUCUUUCCUGUCUAUUGGUCAUGUUAGCUUAAGCAGAUGGGAACAGGAAUCCACCCACAUUGGGGAGGGGGAUGGUGGUUACAGGUUCCCCACCCUGCCAUGUAGUGUUCUUCCUUAAAAAUUGUGGCUUCAUGAAUGGAGGUACCAAAAAAGGAUGAUUUUUCCAGAAAAGACCAAUUGCAUCUGUAGCAUAUAGUAAGGUUUUGUGGACCACGUAAGGGUCCACAGCAAAAAGAGUAGAGCAUAGGUGGGCAACAUGUAUGUGGCUAUUGGACAUACACUUGGACCACCAUUAUUGUUUCAUUCCUUGCCGCUGGCAGCAUAACAGUAAUGAAGCUUUUCUUGUCUUGUUCUGCCAAAGAUAUAUGCCAUGACUGGCUUUCACCAACCUGGUACUCUGGCUGCGUUGGACUACAGUCAUCAAUCAUCCCCGGUGUGGGUGAUAGGAAUUGCUGUCUUAACAGAUUUAGAGUGAGCUGUGUGGUAGACGACUAUUAAUUUGUGGCAGUGGGCCAACUUCAUAAUGAAGGUGAUCUUCAAAUUGAGGUGUCCCCUUUCCAGUAAGGUUUCAUGAGCCACUUCUGCAUAGAAUAAGGAAUCACCUGCACAUAAGUGAUGGUUGUCAUGUGAGUGCCAGGAAAAAAGCACCUACUUCCAUGAAUUGACCCUGGCCAGAAGUAACUUUCAUGUCAGUAAAUAAGCAAAUGUAAUCAGUUAUCUGUUGAAGCAGGAUGGAGUAAACAUUCUGGCAAGCCUGCCCACUAAAGAACACUUAAUAAGAUGUGUACUAUCCACAACUUAACACUGUGCAUCUGAUGAACUGCACCUAGGGCCAAAACAGAUGGCCCAGUAAAGCAAGUUCUGGGCAGCGUGGUGUUUAGACACUGAAUGCCCCCAAGACAUCUUGAAGCUGCCCAGCUGUUUAGAUGUGGGUGGCUUCAAGAUGCUCUGGUGGCAUGGCGUUUAUACACUGCAUGCUGCCAGAGUGCCUUGCAGCUGGCUUCAAGAUGUUGCGGGGCGGUAAAAGCUGGCUUUUUGCCAGCUGAGAAAGGAGCAGAUCUUUGCCACUCCUUUUUUGGACAGUUUCAAAGCGGAUUGGGGCUGUGAUGUGUGCUUGCUGUGGCCCCAAUCCGGCUUUGGUGGUGAGUUGAAGCCACCCCUUUGGAGUGGUUUGUUUCACCCCUUAGUCUAUGAAGGCUUAUUCUACCAACUUCUUUCUCAGUCUCAAAGGUGCUACAAGAUCUAUUUGAACAACGGCUCAGUAAGGAAACCAUGGUUGAGAGCAGAGAGAAGAGAAUUAGUUAAUAGUAACUUAGGGAAUACCAUGGUUGUGUCCCCAGGUGAAAGGCAUUUCAUAGGUAAAUAUGCAAGAUUGAACUGGCUUUCCCAAUUAAAUCUGAUGCUAGGAACUACUUUUCAAAAUUCACAGUAAGUGCUACAAUGGCAGACAGAGGGUUAUUGUUUUGUAACCAAAAAUUGCAACAUUUUUCUUUAUAUUUUAAUUUUGAAACCUACUUUUUGAUAGUGAUCCAAGUGAAAUAUCCAGUGUACAUGUAGAUGGAAAGCAACAAAGCCCAGAUCUAGCUUUAUCUCUCAACUCCAAACAUGGGGCUUUGUGGUAAUGUUGCAGAUGAGGAUGACACUGUAGAGUUAUAGCUAAACAUUGCCGUAGUAUAAGGUGUUCAGACCUGAUAGUUCUGUGUCUCUGAAGUCAGAGGAUCUUCACAGUUUUGAACAAGAUGUCUCUUUGUCUGAACUUGUCAUUCUUUUGGAGUAUGACAUAUUCCUAGAAAUAAUUAUAGGAGCGUAAGACCCAUCAGCAGUCUGGUAUUAUGGCUGUGUGGCUGGUAAGAGUAUAUAGCACUUAAGACGUUAACACCAAGCAUCUAAAUAACUGAAACGGAGCAUUUGGAACAUUGUGGGAGGACCAAGAGUUUGUCCUAGUUUAGUGCACUAGUGCUCUGAAAACUAGUUUGAGGGAAUCGAUUCUGUAUUAGUAAUAACAACUCUAGAUACUAAAACAACCAUGUAUUACUUAUUUGUUGAUCCUGCCUACUUUUUCUCUCAUUUCUCUUUGGUUGACGUUUAGAUUGUAGGAGGCAGAGACCUGUACACUUCAUAUUCUGUAAUGUGCCACACGCCCUGAUGGCGUGAUGAUAAUAUUAAAUAAAUACUGCAAAUGAACAUA